CUAAUUAGCCGAAAGUGGGUUGCUCAAUAAUGGCGCUUUUCAAAUUGUUUUUGUAAUUGUCCCCUCAUAAUCGAUGCUAUCCCAAAAAACCCUCUUCUGGCCAAACUUACUUCCCAUAACCGGAAACUAUGAAGGCUGUAGUCAUCACAACUCCAGGAGGUCCAGAAGUUCUGAAACUGCAAGAAGUAGAAGAACCGAAAGUCAAAGAUGACGACGUGUUGAUCAGAGUGGAAGCCACGGCUCUCAACGGAGCUGAUACGCUAAUACGUCAAGGAAAGGAAACUCCUCCAAAAGGAGUGAGCGAGUAUUUAGGACUAGAAUGUUCCGGAACCAUCGAAGCCGUAGGCAAAAACGUAUCCCGUUGGAAAGUUGGGGACCAGGUAUGUGCACUGAUAAGUGGUGGAGGAUAUGCUGAAAAAGUAGCUGUACCUUCGGGUCAAAUUCUUCCUAUCCCUUCCGGUGUUUCUUUGAAAGAUGCUGCUAGCUUCCCGGAGGUGGCAUGCACUGUUUGGUCGACGGUCUUCAUGACAAGCAAACUAUCUUCAGGAGAAACAUUUCUGAUACAUGGUGGUUCAAGUGGCAUUGGUACAUUUGCUAUUCAGAUGGCUAAAUACCUUGGCAUUAAAGUUUUUGUUACUGCAGGGAGCGAGGAAAAACUGAAGGCUUGUAAGGAGCUUGGAGCUGAUGUUGGCAUCAAUUACAAGACGGAAGAUUUUGUUGCAAGGGUAAAGGAGGAAACAGGGGGAAAAGGUGUGGAUGUUAUACUGGAUAAUAUCGGGGGAGCUUACUUCCAAAAAAACCUAGAAAGCUUAGGUAUGGAUGGCAGGCUUUUCAUCAUUGGUUUCAUGGGUGGAGUCAAAGCAGAAGCAAAUAUAUCAUUCAUUCUUGCAAAACGGCUCACUGUACAAGGUGCUGGUUUGCGCACAAGAAGGUUGGAAAAGAAGGGUGAAAUAGUGAGUGAAGUGGAGAAGAAUGUUUGGCCAGCGAUUGAACAAGGGAAGGUGAAGCCGGUUGUGUAUAACUACUUUCCUCUAUCAGAAGCUGGAGAGGCUCAUAAGCUUAUGGAAACCAGUACACAUAUUGGCAAGAUAUUACUACUUGCAUAGUCUCACGAGUCAUGAUCCAACGUCGAAGAGUUAAUGGCUCCUUUGUGUAUUUGAUGGUUUCGACUUUUAUUUCUUCCUAUGUUAUGUUUGAUGUCAUGUACUAUCAUAACAGCAUGUGUUUGAACUUUGAAGAAAUAAAUGGUCUCAAGUGUAUAUUCAAUAACAUUAGCGAUUAUUCCGUAGCAAAAAGUGAAAAAGUAAAG
Lactuca saligna is the source of this 1309-nucleotide messenger RNA. Lineage: Eukaryota; Viridiplantae; Streptophyta; Magnoliopsida; Asterales; Asteraceae. The record is from the annotation of a GenBank genome assembly.